AUGGAUAAUAUAAAUAAUAUCUGUGGAAUACAUAACAGGAGUCAAGAGUUAAUUUGUUAUGAUUGUAAUGUUUUGAUGUGUACUGUAUGUUCACCAAAUCACUCGCAUCAUUCAUACGAUCAUAUCGAUAAUAUUAAAGCAAAUAUCAAUAAUAAUAAUAAUAAUAAUAAUAAUAAUAAUAAUAGAAUUAAAGAUAUUCAAACCAGUAUUCAAACAACAUUCGAUUCUUUGAAAUUACAAGUUGCGAAAUAUGAACAAUUACAACAAACAGAACAAGAGAUUGAAAGUAAAUUCAAAGAAUUACAUGAAUUCCUUGUUGUUGAAGAACAUAGAUUAAAGAAACCACUAAUUGUAAACAAAGAUCAAUUAGAACAACAAAUCGAUAAACAAAUCAAAAUCAUGAAAUCAUUGAACACAAUCAAUAAUCAUAUCACCAAUCGAUCAGAUUCGCAAUCACAAUCAUCAUGCUCAUCAUUAUCAACAGAUACAACAGAUAACUAUCAAAUAACAACAAUAAUUCGAUCGAUUUCACAAUGUUCAGAUCACAAUGAAUUCAUUUCAUCGAACAACAAUACAUUGUUCUAUUUCGAUAAUCAAAACAACAAAGUAAACAACAAUGAUGAUCAUUCACUCUUAAAUUUAUUACUUGAACACAAUAACACAAUUAAAAUCAAUAAUAAUGAUAAUGAUGAUAAUCAACAAUCAAAAUCACAACAAUAUCAAUUGAUUGUCGAUAAUGAUCAAAUCAAUACAGCCACAAUUCAGAUUCAAUCAUCAUUCAGAUUAUCAAAGAUGUCACAAGAUCAAAUAAUAUCAGCUCCAUUACUACCAGUGCAACACAACCAAUCAUAUAUAUUAUCAACUGAAGGUCAUAGAACAUCAAUCGUCAAUAUUACAGAUCGAAACAACAUUCAUUCUAGCGCUCAGAUUUUCGAAAAUAUCCUAUCGAACGAUAUGUUUGACCAAUCGAACUCGAUUAUCAAUUUUGGUGACUUUAUCUAUAUAUUUGGUGGUUCGGUUAUGACAUCCAAUCGGUUAGUAAAGUACACAAUCUCUACCAAAACUUUUGUGUUCAUUGAUUUUAAAGGAGUCGACCUUCAGGUUGUUGUAUCGGCUUGCUUUGACGGUAAAGAACAUAUCUAUUUGUUCGACGGACAAGAUAAUCAAAAAACCGAUAUCUACAGAUACAACAUCAACAAAACAACGAUCGAAAGAUUCACAACAAUCGAUAUGAAAUCAAAUUCUACAACUUUUUCAUUCAUCUUGAAAGAUUCUAUCUAUCUCUUCACGCCAGCAUGGGCAAAGAUUGUUAGAAUCGACACAAACACCAAAGUAGUAUUAGACUUACCAAUAGAAAUCCCAUACGCCAAUCAACCUCGAAGACUCAUGCAUAUAUCACCUGCACCAAGAUCGGCAUGCACAGAUGGUAAAGGCAAUCUAUAUCUUCUAUCAGUGUAUGGCUUGUAUCGUAUCAAUAUUGAAAGCUAUGAGGUGAAAAUAUUUGAUAAAAGCCAAGUAAAAGGUAAUAUCUUUAGCCGAGAUUUAAUUUAUCAUCAAUCAACAAACGGUCAGAGCUAUAUUUAUUCAAUCCAAGGAAACGGAGACAAUUUUGCUUUUUCUCUAGCAAACAACCAAUGGGAAUUGAUCAAUCAAAUUCGUGAUAAUUUACGCUCUACCAAAUAUCGUUCAUGGUUACUUCAAAUGCAAUAA
Molecule: messenger RNA, 1710 nt
Organism: Heterostelium album PN500
Lineage: Eukaryota; Evosea; Eumycetozoa; Acytosteliales; Acytosteliaceae
Product: B-box zinc finger protein
Exons: 1
Coding region: 1-1710 (569 amino acids)
Molecular function (GO): protein binding
Source: RefSeq, a predicted model, not a curated record